UCGUGGAUCCGUCAUGGCGGCGCUGUGUCGGGCCCGUGCCGUGACUGCCGAGAGUCAUUUUCUGCGAGUGUUUCUCUUUUCUCGAUCCUGUCGAGGAGCAGGCACUGAGAGUGGCUCCGGAAGCGAGAGUUCUGAUUCCACGGAGCCUAGGCCGCGCCCAGGAGGCUUCGCGAGCGCUUUGGAACGGCUCUCGGAGCUGCAGUGGAAGGCGGAGCUCGGCCGGACGAGGGGCUCUCCGAAAAAUGUGGAAUCCUUCGCGUCUAUGCUGAGACAUUCUCCUCUUACACAGAUGGGACCUGCAAAGGAUAAAAUAGUCAUUGGGCGAAUCUUUCAUAUCGUGGAGAACGAUCUUUAUAUAGAUUUUGGCGGCAAGUUUCAUUGUGUAUGUAAAAGACCGGAAGUGGAUGGAGAGAAAUACCAGAAAGGAACCAGAGUCCGGCUGCGACUAUUAGAUCUUGAACUUACAUCUAGGUUCCUGGGAGCGACAACAGAUACAACCAUCCUAGAGGCCGAUGCAAUUCUGUUAGGACUCCAGGAGAGUAAAGACUCAAAAUCAAAAGAGGAACAUCGUGAAAAGUAAAUGAACUUUGCUGAGUGCUUUCGCUCCUUUUAUGUUGAAUGCAGAUAUUCAAGAACACAAUUAGACAGUUAUGAAUAAAUGAUUAGAAAAAGACAUAGUAAAUGAAAGCUAUAAUUAUAGCUCUUAUCUGUUAGAAUUUUCUUUAGCUGUAUCUCCCCUCCCCCUGUUUAUAUGCCCAUUCUUUCCUUUGAUUGGAAUAGUAUAAACUGUACUGAGAAAUUCUGUCCUUCAAUAAAUAUGUUUUGAGUGUUCA
Molecule: messenger RNA, 833 nt
Organism: Budorcas taxicolor (takin)
Lineage: Eukaryota; Metazoa; Chordata; Mammalia; Artiodactyla; Bovidae
Gene: MRPS28
Product: mitochondrial ribosomal protein S28
Exons: 3
Coding region: 14-580 (188 amino acids)
Cellular component (GO): mitochondrial small ribosomal subunit
Source: RefSeq, a predicted model, not a curated record